Messenger RNA from Pyricularia grisea, 2393 nucleotides. RefSeq lists its product as uncharacterized. The record is from RefSeq and is a predicted model, not a curated record. NCBI's taxonomy places the organism in Eukaryota, Fungi, Ascomycota, Sordariomycetes, Magnaporthales, Pyriculariaceae. Bases 433 to 2097 code for a protein of 554 amino acids. The transcript has 2 exons.
GUAAGGCUGGCUGUCCGUCUAGCCAUCCUCGUCCGGAAACUCACUUGAUAGCUACCAUAAGGAUCCAUAUUGCCCACCAUCAAUCGGCUGCCUCUCGUUUCCCCCCCGCUCUCCUGCUCACCCCUACGCUCGACUUCUACAUGCCUCAGGAAAAUCAAACAACUUAGGGUUGGGGAUGUUCCUUCAUUCUCCCUGUCAGCAAGACUGGAGGAUUCUUUCUCUGGCUACUUUUUCGCGAUCAUCUGCUUUUGAUAUUUUGUAGUUCUUUUUUUCUUCUUCUUGCUACCCCUGUUUAUCAAAGUAACUUCCAUAUCCGGCUGAUCAGAGGAAGCUUGUUAUACUCAAUUCGCUGCCCCUAUAGCUUCUGGACAGCUAUUGUCCGAUUCCUUUUCUUGUCAAGGUUGACUGACCUACAAAGCCAAGCCGUACAAGAUGGAACAAAGCAUCAGAAACUCAGAGGAUCGCCAGAACAGCCGGGAUGGGGAAAGUAUACAAUUUUACUCAGAAGGCGACAGGUUCCGCCGGGCAUACGUCGACUCUGAUAGCAGUGACGACGAGUCUGAUGCCAGUGGUAUCAAUCAAUCAAGUCUGAGGUCCUCUUAUUCACCAUUUCGGAUGGGAAGUUUCUACCGCGACCCAGUUCAGCGUCGAUCACCCUUCCGCCUGCCACAAGACAUGGAUCCUACCCAAGCGGUCUACGAGGGAUGGACUGUGUAUGUUCCUCAGGACGAGAACGAUUCUCGCAACGUCCGUGUUGCACCAACUAGCCAUUCACAGCAGGAGCUUGCAGAGAUGCAUCUUGCUGCGCUGGAUCAGUACCAUGGCGCACAUCGUAGCAGCACCGGCUGCCUCCCCAUACGUCGCAUCUUGAGGCGAGCCACUUGGCGGCCAAGCUACGAUGAGCAUAUCGAUAGUCGCAUUGCGAAAUGUCGACAGUCUCUCCAGGAUGAGCUCUCGUAUCUUCUUCAGGACAGAAGCCGUCAUUCCAGUUCGUGCGAGCGCGAGCGCAUAUGGACUGUGGCUAUGUUGCAGGAACAGCUUUGCCCUCGCUUUGCUUCUACAAAGCCUACUCCUGCUAGACGCCACCGCCUGAGGUGGUGGAAGGACAACGCCCGUAGCCGCGAGACUGAAUUUUUCGUCGUCAUACUUGGCCGCGAGACGAGACACGAGCCCGGCGGUAUUCCUCUAUACGCGCGGUACACGAACCCAUGGCGUGCCGUCGACGAUGAGCAGGCAAUGCAGGAGAAAGAGGCUCUCUCUAGAGAACGAGGUGAUGACUUUUUUGCCUCCCCUCAAUCCAACAGAGGGAGCCGCAGGUCUUUUCCCCGUCCCGUGAUCAGACACCGUGAUCCAUCGCCGCCGGUACCCUCAGCACCAUUCCUCUCACAGCCCCCUCGGUUCGAUGCUUUCACCAUUCAACCGCCUUCGGAGUCUCUUUUGCCGCAACCAUGGGAAAGCGGGCUCCAGCAAGAUACUUGGUUUGCACCACACCAAGCACCUUGUUCACUCCCCAAUCUUCCUCCUCCGCCAGUCCCGGCUCGUCCACGAUGCUGGCAUCCUGGGCCACCACCGACAUACCGCGCAACACCCACGCCACCCGGACAUGGGCCUGGGCCAAUGCCCCAUCCCCCAACAAUGUUUGGGAGCUUUCGACCAUCGCCGCUGCUCAAUCAUUUCGAUGCCUUCCUUUCUCUACAGCAGAACCCUCCGUCCGCGUCAUGGCCGCCGUCUCCAAGCUCCUAUCGUCAUUUCUCUCCCCCACUGUCAUCUUAUGGGCCGCCUCCCCCACAACCUAAUGCGUACUCCAACCUGACAACUCCGACAUCACUUGGCUCGAUUCAUGUGCCCAUGUUUGGGCCCCUUUCUUCAGUACCCCCCGUAGUAUCUCGGUCACCUUCUCCUCCGUACUCGCCCAGAUCUAACGAGAACAAUUCAACGAGGGAUGAGAAGAGUGAAGACAGACUGGUCUAUGGCUCUGCUGGCUCCGAUAACUCCCAUUUGACCCGGCAGGACACAGGUACGACGGAGAUGGAGCCUAAAGAGGAAGCCAAGUCUCUCGCCAAAGACAAGCCGGCGGGUAUGCGUAGUGAUGAGUGAUUUUUUGUGGAAGUUUUAUUUUGUUAUAUAACAUGUCACAUUGUACAGCGCGUUUUUUUGUUUGUGUGAUAGUUUAGCCAGGUUCGGAUUGGGCUGUAAUCUGCUGGUCUUGAUAUUUCACGGGUUGGAUUUUAAUUUCUCUAGUACCAUCUGCUAGUUGUGAUGAAGUCAACGAAGUCAUUGCGUUUCUGUUUCGUGUUUCUUUUCUUUUUUUUUUAUUAAUCAGAAGAAUAAUCAACCGUUAAGCGACAGUCACCUAAAUCGUCACUACUUAGGAUACAUUAUCACGAUUCAUA